GAGCUGAGGGGACAGCAAUCAGCACCUGGGAGACUUUGCACAACUGGCCAAGUUUAAAACAACCUCUGAAAACACCCAGCUGAAGAAAGCACCAAAACCCUGCUGUGGCUUUGGUUUUUAGUUUACUUUUCUUGAAGGACCGCAAGCAUUUUCAGUUGCUAUGUCUGUUCAGGAGCCAUAUGGAAAAAUCAGUUCUGUCCUGUUAGACUGGUUGCACAGUUUUGAUUUUCAUCUGCCUACAGAGAUCUGAAAAGUCUAUGUUCUUUUAUGCUUUUUUGGCAAAGAAAGCGAGUGGUCUGAGGAUCAUCCAGCCAGGAACAAAAUAGUACUGAAGAUGUCCUGGCUCUGGCUAUAUCUUCCUCUCCAUCUUCUCAUGGCAACUUGUUUGUGCCAUUCUAUAAAAGCACCCACCACCAGCUCCCAACAGAGCUUCAAGAGCAAUCUCUUCAAUUUCUACCACUCCCUGAUACUUGCAGAUGGUAAGGAAACUACAGUUCACCUGCUGAAGGACAUACCCAAAAGGUACUACUUUGUUUUGGAAGAGGGCAGGGCCCUUGCCCCUUUCUCAAUAACAGUGACACCCUGUGAUGUUCCCAUUGAGUGGAGCAUACUUGUGUACAAGUCUCCACCAGGAAAAGCAGCACCAGGUGACCAUGAUACACAAGAGGUCUCCAAAUCUCACAAGGCUUCAAGCAUCGUGUCCACUAUCUUCAACUACAAGGGAAAUUCCGUAGAGACUUACAUGGGAAUGUCUUCCCAUUCUGCCCUUUACCUGCUCGAGUUCUUAUCCACGGAGAGGGACACACACAUUACAGUGUACCUAACAACUGACACCACCUCUGGGCACCUCUACCCAGAGCUGCCAGCGGAUCCGCGCAUCGAUGUCAUCGGCAUCGGCCACACGACGGUGACUCUGGCCUGGAAACACAGCCCUUCUGUCUUGCAGCACACGGAGAGCAUCCAGUACUGUCUCCUAGUUAAUGAAAAGCACAACUACAAGAGCUUGUGUGCUGCUGAGACAGCCAUCAGAUCCUCUGGAAUGAAGCUGCCACCCACCUUAGCUCUGUCCCUGUCUCCGUACCUUCUGGAGCCGCAGCAGGUGAUGAUAUUGUCCAACAGCGAACUGAGCAUCAUCAACAAAGUCAGCAGUGGGGAAGUCAGGCAGGUGUGCGUGGGCACCAAGAACACUUACACAGUGCCCAACCUCAGCCCCAGCACUCAGUAUUACUUUGAUGUUUUUAUUGUCAAUCUCCUCACAAACGCCAGCGCUGCAUACACCGGGACAUUCGCCAGGACCCUGGAAGAACCUGAGCCCAAGGUGACAGAGCUGAAAGAUGGCAAAGUGAUUCAUGUCGUCCUGGAUGGGAAAAAGCAGAAACUCUACAGUCUGCAGUACCAGGCGAGGCACAAGAAAAUCCACUUCACCUUCCAGCUGUGUCGGGGUCAAAUACAGGUUCACAUAACAAGAAAUGGGAAAACAGUAGCAUCAGAAAAUCUCUCUGGGCUGAGGUAUUUCUCCCUGAAGGGAAAGCUGCUGGACACCUACUCAGUGCAGCUGAGGUCCACAGAGGAAUCUAACUCUUCUGUGAAGGUACUGGCAUCCCCCCAUUUCCACAAGCCCUUAUUCCCACUUCUUCCAGAGAGCUUAAAAAUCAAAUCGUUCAGUAAACUGAGAACAUGCAGGUCUGUGACCAUUGCCUGGCUGGGUACACAAGAGGAGAGCAAGUACUGUGUGUACAGAAAAAGGAUUGAGGAGGAUCAGGUCUGGAGGGAGCUGCAGAGUGCAGACAGCUGCUCUGGGCCUGAAUCUCGGCACAAAUCAGAGAAAGUGCUGUGCAAGUACUUCUAUGACCUAAACCUCCAGCGAGCUGUCACCACAGAAACCAUCAAAGGGCUGGAGGCAGGGACACUCUACUUGUUUGAUGUUUAUCUCUUUGGGCCGUCUGGCAUCCCUGUCAGGUAUCACAGCAAAGUUGUGAAGACCAGGAAAAAAUGUUGAAGGUUUUGAAUGAAAGUUUUAAAGUGAGUGAAUGCAGGUAGUAUCGAAAUCUACAUCAAGUCAAAGCCCCUGCAGUUUCAACUAUGCUGACAAACAAAAAAUUUAAAGCUGUAAGAUUCUACAGCAAAACAUAUCUUAGAUGAUUACACAUCUUCCUUUCUGUGUAAGGUGGGGUGCAUUUUUUCUUUCCUUGUCUCAUUCAAACAUUAAAAACAGAGUUGUGAAACAAACUCAUACCCAUGGAAAGAAAAUAGCCCAAGAGUACCCAUGAGAAAUAGACUGGUUACCUAAAAUAUUUCUGAAAUC
Messenger RNA from Passer domesticus (house sparrow), 2305 nucleotides. Its product is annotated as protein NDNF-like. NCBI's taxonomy places the organism in Eukaryota, Metazoa, Chordata, Aves, Passeriformes, Passeridae. The coding region runs from base 335 to 1999 and encodes 554 amino acids. Gene Ontology annotation, molecular function: protein binding; heparin binding. The transcript has 4 exons. The record is from RefSeq and is a predicted model, not a curated record.